AUGCCGCCGAGUAGCCUUCGAGUCGUGUACGCGUUCGCUAGAGAAAUGCACCCAAAAACAACGGACGUUUUCAUUCAAUACGGCACAGCCGGAUUCCGUACCAAAGCUAACCUUUUAGAGCAUGUCGUGUACCGCAUGGGACUGCUAGCUGUUAUACGGUCUAGAGUUAAAAAUGGUCGUACUAUCGGUAUAAUGAUAACAGCAUCUCACAACCUCGAACCUGACAAUGGAGUUAAAUUGAUUGAUCCCGAUGGUGAGAUGCUGGAACAAAGUUGGGAAGACAUCGCUACCAGGAUGGCUAAUGUUAGUGACAACGACUUGGAAUCAAUAACUGGUCAAAUAAUAAAAGAAGUUAAUGCGGACAUGUCUUUGAAAGCCAGUGUCUAUAUAGGAAUGGAUACAAGAUAUACAAGUCCAAGACUAGCUGCAGCCGCUGCGAAUGGUGUUAUUGCAUUAAAAGGAACUCCAAAGGAGUUUGGUAUAGUGACUACACCGAUACUACAUUUCUGUGUUAAAUGUAGGAACGAUAACACAUAUGGAGUACCUACUGAAGAAGGUUACUAUGAGAAAAUUGUGGGAUCUUUCAAAAGGAUUCGUCAAAAGUUAUCAGUGAGUGGUGAUUAUAAUACAACAUUAUAUGUGGACGGAGCAAAUGGCGUGGGAGGAAAAAAACUGAACAUUAUAAAGAAAACAUUAGACGGAGAACUUGAUUUGAUGUUGUUUAAUUUGGGUGGAAACGGUGGGAAACUUAAUUUGAAUUGUGGUGCAGAUUAUGUUAAAGUGUCUCAAUCAGUCCCAGUGGGUGUUGAACAUGUUCCAUAUCAAAGAGUCGCCUCACUCGACGGAGAUGGUGAUAGGAUUGUGUAUUAUUAUGUUGAUGAUGAUAAAAAAAUGCAUCUUCUUGACGGUGAUCGUAUAGCAACACUACUCGCAAGUUAUAUAACUGAACUACUCAACAACUGUGGGGCGAACUCAUUGAAGUUAGGCCUAGUACAGACAGCAUAUGCUAAUGGAGCAUCAACUAAAUAUAUUACAGAGGAAUUGAAAAUCCCAGUGUCGUGUGUAAAGACCGGCGUGAAGAAUCUUCAUCACGAGGCCUUGAAAUAUGACAUCGGAAUAUACUUUGAAGCGAAUGGUCAUGGAACUGUGGUUUAUAGCAACGAAGCUAAAAACACACUCAAGAAAAUAGACGAAGACGGAGAUGCCGAACAAAGGAAAUCUGCCCAAAUAUUAUUAGACUUCAUCAACAUGACCAAUGAAACGGUUGGAGACGCUAUAUCAGAUUUAUUCCUCGUGGAAACUGUAUUAUGUGCGAGAGGUCAAAAUAUUACUGGUUGGGAAACCACUUACCAAGACCUGCCUUGCAGACAACUUAAAGUUACCGUACAGGAUCGUAACGCUAUUCAAACAACUGAUGCUGAGAGGAGAUGCAUCUCACCGGAAGGAUUACAGGAGAGGAUUGAUGAGCUCGUGUGUAAAGUGGAGAGUGGACGGGCUUUUGUUAGACCCUCAGGUACUGAAGAUAUAGUGAGGGUGUACGCUGAGGGUGAUACACAGGAGUCCGCUGACAAAUUAGCUGAGGACGUGGCGCAAGCAGUCAGAGAGUUAGCCGGAGGAGUGAACUAG
This is a messenger RNA of Danaus chrysippus (African queen), 1626 nucleotides long. NCBI's taxonomy places the organism in Eukaryota, Metazoa, Arthropoda, Insecta, Lepidoptera, Nymphalidae. The record is from the annotation of a GenBank genome assembly.